CAUACGGAUAUAGUUCGUUUUUUGAUGCGUUUUAUUUUGGUGACAACAAUUACUCAGCUUUAUAAGGCUACACACACACACACUGAAAAAUCAUCGCUCCAUACUUGAUGCGGUUAGUUAUCUGCGCUUUCAAAUUCCAGAUGUGAGUACUUGUACUGUAAAGGCAAUUCAAUGGAGUUCCUCCUAUUCAAUUUACAUCAGUGGAAACCAUUUGUGUUAUUCUGAAAGUUACAGAAAUGGAAGAUAUCGGUUCCAACGAUUCCGGUGUAGUUGAGGAAAUCGGUAAUUUACAAUACCGCUACAGUAACACGGACUUUAUUGCGAGGGGAGCAUUUGGAGUAGUUUAUAAAGCCGAAAUCAUAAAAGCAGUCACCCAUUCGGAGCCAGACUUUGUAGCCGUCAAAGUGAUACAUGUUGCAAUUAAUUCCGAAAGUGAUGCCGCCCAGAAAAGUUGGAUGACAGCUGUAAAAAGACUGCGGCAACUCACGGAACUGAAGCACAGACAUCUUGUUGUCUAUCACAAGGUCUCCAUCGUCCGAUGUUCAGGGGGAGCGACUGUGGAGCUAGCAAUGGACUACCAUAAAGGUGAUCUUGCUUUGUUUUUGAGACAAGCCAGGAAAAGCAAGACGCUUUUAAACAACUGGGAGAAAGUGCUUCGAUUCACAACGGACAUAACCAAGGGAUUAGCAUUCCUUCAUCAAAAGGGCAUCAUUCACGGCGAUUUGAAGCCUGAAAAUCUACUCUUAAGCAUUUGGCCGAGUGGGAGCGAGAAACUGGCGAUUGGCGAUUUAGAUGAUCUGGUGCAAAUGAAGGGAAGUGCUACCUGCUCUGCAGAUAUAUCCCAGUUACGUGGCACAACGCGCUAUAUGUCACCGGAAAUGCUGAGGAAAUUUGUCCAGCAAGAAGCAGAGCGGCCAGGACGUAAAACAGAUGUGUGGAGUCUGGGCUGCAUUAUUCUGGAGAUGGCCGAAAGCUGUGCAGGUGUACCCAAGAAGCGACUCAUAAAGGCUGGGAAUAUUAUCGAUGCUGGAAGCGCUCUUGAAAAUUACCAGUAUGCAGGUUUCAUAAUCGACGGUUACGUUCCGUUUGUAUGCGAGGACAUUGAAGACACUUUAGCAUGCAUUAUUCGACACUGUUUGGAUAUUUCUAGCGCACACCGAUUAUCCGCCAGAGAAUUACUGCAGAAGCUGCCGAAAAAAGACAUCAUAGUAUUUUUAGGGCUCAAGCAUUCCAGAUACCUCUUCGUUAUGAUGUUCGAUCCGUUAACUAAUUCUGUCAAUGUCCAAGACGUGCAGGGCGCACCAGAAUUUGAGUGGCUUCCGGAACAACAGUUGGCUGCAACACGCAACAAAAUUAUAUUCAGAGAACGGAUACGUCAUGGUGGCGCGCAAAAGGUCAAAUUUCAUUUCUGGAAUGUCGGCGAGGGAACAUGGGAACAGCAAGGACCAGUUCCUUCUUUGGAUAUACAAUGGGAUGCAAGGAUGAUCGCAGUGGGAGAGAAACUUUAUUUUUGGGACACAGCCAGAACCUUUACGGAAAUGAACAUUUCUACUGGCAGCGUCACAGCGUUAACUAAUUUGAAUGAAAGCCCUUACCUCGAUGCAGAUGCAGUGGCUAAAUGCCGUGAGCAGAUAUUUUACGCUACACAGGACACAGUGUACCAGUAUGAUACGGUUAUAAAAAAAUGGAAAUACUUACCACGUCCACUGGAACUGCGCGACGAUUUUGCAAUGGCUGUGGUCUGCGGACACAUAUAUAUUAUGGGCGGAAAGCUUUGGGACGACGCUACGCUUAUCUAUACUGCAACAGCUGAUUGUGUUCGUUUAAAACUGGGUAGUACAAGGUGGGAAAAGAUUGAACCGCUUCGUCAGCCCAGAUUUGAUCAUACUGCUUGUGUUAUCAAGGAUCGAAUAUACAUCUGCGGAGGUAGCCAUUCUGAAGAGAAGGACGCCAUUACGAUAGAACUCUACGAUGUCAAACGCGACGCAGGAUGGUCCACUGUCAACUUAUUACCAAAGUAUAACAAAAGGUUUGCAGCCUGGGUUGCUGAAUACUAUAAGCCAUGGUAUGGAAUUGCAAUAACCACGGUUGCCGUCAGUCAGAAUAUUGACAUCGUUCCGGAUAUAAUCUGAUGUAUUCGGGUGUAUCCGUCCACAUCGCAUGUACUUUACUACUGCUUCUACUCCUACUUAAUUCUACUACUCCGAGUCAUGGCCCUGACCUCGACUCACGCAUUCCGAGAAACCCCCAGCAAGGAACUUUGACCGCGACUUGUAACCUCCGCUCGUACCUCGACUUACCUUACAGGCUCUACCUAUUGUUCUCUUGUUCAAGUGACCCGAGAUUAUGAUUCGUCCACGUCAGCGUGUGUAGCUAUCGUUGAUAAUUGGUUAGCCAGUCCCUCUUCUGAAAUCCUCUGUUGAUGUCCGGUACCUGCGAGUGCAAUGAGCAAGCACCUGAGAGUGUCGAGCUGUUAUCCCGACGCAUUAGGGACUUCAUCAAAAGGUGAUCAACUUCACGGUUUGUUCUGGUAUUCUCUUUCGAAUGAGGAUUUUGCUAUAAGAUUUCUUGGUGGCCUUGCCACUCAAGUCUUCGGUUCUCCGUUACUUCACGGGCAAGCACAUUUAUCUUCUGAUAGCCUGGCAGUGAGACGUGGUGACCUUUAGCUCCCAAUUUUUUUCAUGACUUUGGUCACUUCUUCGAUCUUCAU
Paramacrobiotus metropolitanus is the source of this 2710-nucleotide messenger RNA. RefSeq names its product mitogen-activated protein kinase 3-like. The transcript is spliced from 3 exons. The record is from RefSeq and is a predicted model, not a curated record. Gene Ontology annotation, cellular component: cytoplasm. Gene Ontology annotation, molecular function: protein binding; protein serine/threonine kinase activity; ATP binding. The coding region runs from base 237 to 2132 and encodes 631 amino acids. NCBI's taxonomy places the organism in Eukaryota, Metazoa, Tardigrada, Eutardigrada, Parachela, Macrobiotidae. Gene Ontology annotation, biological process: protein phosphorylation.